This is a messenger RNA of Pantherophis guttatus, 2340 nucleotides long. NCBI's taxonomy places the organism in Eukaryota, Metazoa, Chordata, Lepidosauria, Squamata, Colubridae. The record is from RefSeq and is a predicted model, not a curated record.
AUGAAGUUCCCAGCUUGGAUUCUUCUCCUCCUGGAGAUGCUGUUUCCCUCAGCUGCCCAAGGAAGAAUACUCCGCUUCAUUACGCUGGUUUAUCGCCAUGGUGACCGAUCUCCCCUUAGCACUUACCCUACAGAUCCCCACAAAGCAGCAGCUUGGCCACAUGGUUUCCAGCAGCUGAGUGAGGUGGGCAUUUUGCAACAGAAGGCUCUGGGGAAAUUCCUCCGGGAAAGAUACGCUGGAUUUUUGAGCCCUUCCUACAAACCACAAGAAAUCUACGUCCGCAGCACUGACUAUGACCGCACCAUCAUGAGUGCCCAAGCCAAUCUGAUGGGACUCUAUCCAAAUUCACAUCCAGAGAUUCCUUGGAAACCUGUUCCCAUCCACACCGUGCCUACUAAGUAUGACAAACUUUUAAAACCACCAACCAGAACCUGCCAACGAUAUCAACAAUUGAUGGAAGAGACUAUUAAUUUGCCAAGCUAUCAAGUUAAAUUGAGAAAAUGGAAGGGCUUUAUAGAAAAGAUGGCUAAUUAUACAGGGCUUAAAUCUGAGCAGCUGACCCUGAGAGGCCUCUGGAAGGUGCAUGACACACUCUUCUGCCAGAAAACCCAUAAUAUGACUUUGCCUAGCUGGGCUACACCACAGGUUCUGGCAACUCUCUCAGAGAUAGAAGUGUUUAAUAUUGAAGCGCAUGUGGGAAUGCACGCUGCCCAGGAGAAAACUCGAUUCAUUGGAGGAUUGCUGCUGGGUGCUAUUUUGAGCAACUUUUCCAAAAUGGUGUGCCAGGAUCUGCCUCUUAAGAUGAUAAUGUAUUCUGCUCAUGACAGCACCUUGAUUGCUCUGCAGGCAGCCCUCGGGGUUUACAAUGGCCAUCCACCACCCUAUGCAGCUUGUCAUGGAUUUGAAUUCUACCAAGAAAGCAACAACUCUUUCAGCGUUGCCAUGUUCUACCGCAACAGGAGUGACCAGAGGCCCCAUAUCCUACCUCUGCCUGGGUGCCCCACACCUUGCCCAUUGCCACUGUUCAUUCAUCUCACUCGUACAGCUAUCCCAGAGGACUGGGAUGCUGAAUGCCAAAACCCUCAGAGUGGUCCAGGGCGUGCAGUGAUAGCCCUGGCUGCAGCAGUAGGUGUGCUGAGCGUGGCACUGCUUGGCAUGGGUGUCUUGUAUUGGAGAAGGUGAUAAUGAAGAUAAGCUGAAUGGCAACCAUCCAACCCCCAUGGAGCAAGAAGCAAACUGCCUUUUUGUAUUUUUUUUUUUUUUAAUAUGGUGCAAUGCAGCCAUCUCGGACUUCUCACCCGCCUUGCUCAGCUAGCAUUCUAAUUGGGAGAAUGUGACAAAGGGGGGAGCUGACACAGACUUUGUGCCAGGCAGUUCCUAACCAACUACUUGGAGGUCAACGCCAGCAGGAAAUUCAGCACAGGAUGUUAGUAGGAAAAGGAAUGCAAAGAGCUUAGCUGAAAUGCCAUUAUGGCACAACUGUUAGAUUUUAGCGCUUAUCAACUACAUGUCCUGCACUCUAAAUUCCUAGUAGAUGCUUUCCCUUUAGCAUGUUUGGGUGUCCAACCCAAUUAAGGUUCAUUUAAAUACACUGCAUCAACUUGAUAAAAGAAUAUUGUCCCCCCUCAUUUCUCCCCAUCUUGCCCAAUAUUCUGUAAGCUCUGCACUAAACAACAGGGACAGCUUCAUUAUGUCAUUUCUGUUCCCACUAAAUGCUGCACUCAGUAGUUUGAGAAGUGUCCUUGACCAAAAAACCCUGCAUUUUCAUGACUUUAGUAGUUUCUCAUCAUCUAGCAGGAAAGCUGGAUUUUUGACUUUACACAACAUAUAUACUACAGUAGAAGGAAAUUUUUAUUUAGUAGUUUUGGGGUUAAAGCUGCCCAUUUCAGUACUGACUGGGUUACCAGAUUCACAGAACAUGUUGCAUAGGACAGGAUUGUUAAGCUAUUGUGCAAAACCCAGUUAAGUGUUGCACUACACCCAAUGCUGCAAGGUAAGUCAGGUUCACCCACCUACUCAAGGAACUAGUUUCCUAUCAAUAAAGGAGGCAUCCUAGGGGGAAAAAACCCCAAACCCAUUUCAAAGAUUAAGUUCUUGGGGUCUACCUGACAUGAGGCAAGGGUAACAGACCAGUUCAAUGGCAGGGUUACCUAGUGGUAUAGUAUACUUUCACAUCACUAUACCAAAGGCAGCUGCUACUUUCCCAUUACAGGCACAUAUUGUGGAUACUUCAUUCAUACAUUUAGUCUUGCCAGUAGGAAUAACCACCCCUUUUGUUUAAUGUCAAUAAGCUUGUUUGCAGACAAGCUGCAUGAAAAAUAAAUGUACUUUAGUAUUUCA